AUGUCAUCAUCCUUCUCGUCAGGUGCAUCGCCGGUGUUGGUGAUUGGGUCUGGUUCUACAGUAGUUACUUGGGAUUGUCGAGACGAAUUAUCGUCUUCCGAAGAGGGACGCCGCUUCUAUCGACCCUUCUCGCCCCCCAACAAUGACACUACUACCAGUGCUAGUACCGGUAGUAUGGCUAGGAUAUCUGAUCUGGCUUGGAAUCACAAUGGACAAGUUCUGGCAUGCUGCUCUACCGCGACCGCUCUGGAAGAUCCAAUACGCAAAAACAUUGUUCUACUGUCAUCCAGUACAGGUUCCAUGCUGGAUUCCUUUCGUCACACAGACUCGUCCAGCGAUCCUACCAAAGGACAUCAAAACCGACGUGCUGGAACAGGACCUGCUGCUACCUGUGUCGCCUUUGGUGGAAAAUCGAGAUAUCUAUGCAUUGGGGAUCAACAGGGAGAUGUCUGCUUGUGGGACCUAAAAAAACAAAGCCGUGUCAGACAAUUCAAAUCUAAAAGACGACAUCCAUGCCUACAAGCUUGUCUAGAUCCUACUGCUACCUACGUUUGUGCUCUCUCGGCUGAAACAUUCACUCUUUUCCAUCUGCGACAAGCAACAUUUGCUAAACAAUGGACGUUUGGAGGUACCCACCACAACAAUAGCAACAACAGUACAAAGGGUGGAUGGAAUCAGUUCCGAUUCUCACCACUUCAGCCAAGCUUAAUGGCUUUGGGGGAUACCACUGGGAGAAUUCAACUCCAUGACGGACUCGAAUAUGAACAACCACAGCUAGUCUGUGGAGGAGGACACACCAGUCAUCUUGCAACAUCAACCUCUCUAUUGCCUCAUCAUGCUAGCCCCAUCACUGGAUUGGCAUUUUCUACACAAAACUCAAAACUACUCGCAAACGUUAGAGCCAAUGGCAUCCUAGAGUUCGUCGACACUAGCACUGGAGAAGUCAUUCAUCAUCAACAGACUGGUGGCAACGCAAGCGCUCUGGCAUUUCAGGGAGUCUCCUGUGUCGUCGGCACAGAAACCGGUGAAGUUCAAGUAUACGAUUUACGCAAAAUGAUGCAACAAUUUGGAAAGGCCGUCACCACUCAUAAGAUGCAAGGUGGCCAGCCCAUUAAGACUCUCGAGUUUGCACCCAUUCCCAAAAACAAUGGUUGGAGUACCACCAGCACAAGCAAUUCUAGUGCUUCCAACAAUAGUACUGCAGUGGGCGUGGCUGGAAGGUCCCGAUCACCACCGUCCCGUCGACCCAGUGGAGGUGCAGUCAGUCUCGGAUUAGGAAAUGCCAUCUCCUUUGAUUUGGAAUCAAGAGCUAGUAUGACUUCGUCGACGUCCUAUGCCGACCCGGUCCCCUCCAUUGUGGCCAAUUCUUCCGGAUUGACCACUGCCACUGAUGCUUCCAAUAUGGUCGUUCGUUCCGGUAACACAGCAACGCUUCUCGGCGAUGCACCGGCCGUGGUAACAGUCGAAGAUCGCAAACCGGCUGCCACGGAGGCUCCUUCCCAUAACAGCAGCAUCAACAACAACAAUAAUACCGGCGGCAUGACAGCCGUCAAACCAAAUCACCAAUCAUUGUCCGUGCAUGUAUCAUCCAUGCGAAUGGCGUCGUCGCAGUCCACAGAAGAGCUCACUGCUUCGCCCGCUGCCAAUUCGAACCGCAGUGGUGGCAACCCCUCCACCUUUCACGCCAAUGCCAAUGCGGCUGGCUCGAGCGACAAGUAUCAAGGGGCCCCAAACACUGCCAAUGCUGCCCCACAACCCAUGGCGGCAAAUACCCCUACAACCAAGUCACGGUCAAACGAACUACCCACUCGUACGACUGCUUCGAAUUCUAGCAGUAUCGGGAGCGACAGAUUGCUAUCGCAAAAGACCACCCCUACGUCGCAAAUGUCGGCAACGUCCAGUGCUGCUGCUAGCGGAGGUAGGUCUGGCAUCUCGAAUCAACAAGAACAAAAGGCUGCUGCAAAGAAUGGACACGAUAGAGGCAGCAGCGGCUAUACUCGAGUCAACCGACAGUACCAAAACGACAAUGCCAGCAACACUGCCGCUGGUGCUGGUUACACUGGUCCUCAUGGUAGCCCAACCAGUCGCAGUUACCGUGGCAGCAACAAUAAUCACAAUGCUACGGAACCACUUUCUUCAUCCAGUAGUACCAGCAGCGUUAGCAACAACAAGCAUUUUCAUCCAACCUCCGAAAUGGCCACCUUCCUGCAAAGCAUGAUGCGACAAGAACUGCAAUAUCACAUGUUUAGUCUGCAGGAAGACAUGGAAACAUCCAUUCGCAAUCUGCACGUGGACAUGAUUCGUCAAUUUCAACGUCAAUCACAAGAAAUGACGUCCGUCUUACGACAGCAGCAACAUCAGAUCGACCAGCUGAUGCAAGAAAAUGAAUUUCUGAGGAAUCAAAAUGGAGCCUUGCAACGACAGCAACAACGCAAGAAUGGAUACAACCUUCCUUAA
Molecule: messenger RNA, 2457 nt
Organism: Seminavis robusta
Lineage: Eukaryota; Bacillariophyta; Bacillariophyceae; Naviculales; Naviculaceae
Source: the annotation of a GenBank genome assembly